This is a messenger RNA of Nelumbo nucifera (sacred lotus), 2031 nucleotides long. RefSeq names its product UDP-galactose/UDP-glucose transporter 7-like. The record is from RefSeq and is a predicted model, not a curated record. NCBI's taxonomy places the organism in Eukaryota, Viridiplantae, Streptophyta, Magnoliopsida, Proteales, Nelumbonaceae.
GUUACUAACGAGGCGUUUCAAAACAAAUGCGCAAAAAUAAAUUAAAAAAAAAAAAGAAGAAACGGGGCAACGGCUUACUCCUCUUCCACUGCUCAAGCAAACCUCAAUAAGGAUUUAUCUCUGCAAUCAAUUUGUAGAGAGCAAUGUAAGAGGAUCUCUGACAGGUAUUUCUAGGUUGUCACCUGGAUUUUGAUGGGUUUUGCGUUAAAAGGAAAGUUUCUUAUUCUAAAUCAUGUAAUUGGUACCGGUUUGAUGCUUUCUGGUGGAGUGAUUUAGUGCGGAAAGCUACCAGUCCAUAUGAUCGCCAUGGAAAGUGGGAGUGCACUUGUCUUAGAAACGAGCCCAUUUAAGAGUUUCAUUUCAGCGUUCUCAUAUGGGGUUGCUUCGAUGUCCAUGGUUUUUAUUAAUAAGGCAAUUCUGAUGCAGUAUGGGCACUCAAUGACUCUGCUCAUCCUGCAGCAAUUGGUGACGUCCUUGCUUAUACACUUUGGUCGAGUGAUGGGCUAUACAAAGUCCAAAGGAUUUGACACCAUGACUGCGAAGAAACUAUUCCCGGUUUCAUUUUUCUAUAAUGCAAAUGUGGCAUUUGCUUUGGCAAGUUUGAAAGGGGUGAAUAUUCCAAUGUAUAUUGCCUUAAAACGACUUACACCGCUUGGUGUCUUGGUAGCUGGAUUUUUCUCAGGAAAAGGGAGGCCUUCAAUACAGGUGUCUCUUUCGGUUAUAAUCAUUGCUGCUGGAGUCAUUAUAGCAGCACUGGGAGAUUUUUCCUUUGAUCUCUUUGGAUAUAGCAUGGCCCUGACCUCUGUUUUUUUCCAGACCACGUACCUGGUACUAGUGGAGAAAUCUGGUGCAGAGAACAGACUUUCAUCAAUUGAGAUAAUGUUCUAUAAUAGUUGCUUGUCAUUUCCAUUUCUGCUCUUUCUCAUCAUUGCCACAGGGGAAUUCCCCAAUUCUUUGUCAUUAUUAUUUGCAAAGGCUAAUUCUUUACCUUUUUUGGUGAUUCUGAUUCUUUCAUUGGUAAUGGGCAUUAUUCUCAACUUCACCAUGUUCUUGUGCACCAUAGUUAACUCAGCUCUAACAACAACCAUUGUUGGAGUCCUCAAGGGUGUCGCUUCCACUACCCUUGGUUUUAUCCUGCUUGGUGGUGUGCAAGUACAUGCCUUGAAUGUGAUUGGAUUGGUCAUCAACACAGUUGGUGGUGUGUGGUAUUCAUAUGUCAAAUAUAAGCAAAAGAGCAAGCCACAGAAGAUUUGCACGACAUAGUUGAAGUCUUCAGUGCGUCAGGUAGAAGUAGGCAGUAUAGUGUAGCACCUGCUUGAGCUUCCCAUGUGCAUAUAUUAUUUGGACUCAGAUGUAUAUGCCCAGGUUUUACAACGGAAUGUAUCCAAGAAGAUGCAGAAUAUUACUUACAACAAAAUUAUGGACUGGAAUGAGGAAAUUGAUGGAGAAAGAUCUUCAUGUUUUUGGAGUUAGAACACAAAUGUGAGCCUUCGCUUGUUGGGUCGGCAGCUGAGGCGAGCCAGAACAAUUAAUUGAGUACAAUGGUCUCACUGCAGAAAAUUUACUAAUCCAGGAAGAAGUGGGUUUCCAAUGAACCAGGUAAUGCAUAGUCCAAUCCAAGAUCCUAACCCUUCACUGGAUAUGUACCAAAUUGUCCUUCACUCUGGAUUCAUCCCAAUCUCCACUAUACUGUCAAGCAAGAUUUUAAAUAUUGAUGCAUUCAUGUGCAUGAACAUACGUAUCAGGUGUUUCGGGUGACAAAACCUUAUUUUUCUUUUUUUUUUCUUCUCAUAUUUUCACAGGGAGGCCAUUCUUAUGUUAUUUAACUAAACAAAAGAGUUUUUAAAAAGUACCUCUAUAUAGGGUUAUAUUGAGCAAAGGAUACGAUACGUAUUGUAUCAAAAUUUUGAACCUUGCUAUUAUCAAGCACAUUUCGGAGCUGACCCCCUUGGAAAACCUUGUUCAAUUCUCUUUGUUAGUGAAUGAGAAAGACUGGUUCAUAAAUAAAUGAAGAGUUGUAAGAUUGGAUUA